Molecule: messenger RNA, 2840 nt
Organism: Vigna unguiculata (cowpea)
Lineage: Eukaryota; Viridiplantae; Streptophyta; Magnoliopsida; Fabales; Fabaceae
Product: putative serine/threonine protein phosphatase 2A regulatory subunit B''delta
Biological process (GO): protein dephosphorylation
Cellular component (GO): protein phosphatase type 2A complex
Molecular function (GO): calcium ion binding; protein phosphatase regulator activity
Source: RefSeq, a predicted model, not a curated record
UCUUUCCUUCUCUCUCAAUAAUCUUUUCUCGUUUUCCUUCGCUUUCUGUCCAUUCCAAAUAUUUCAUCACAUCACCAUUACCGUACAUAUUUUAUGUUUUUGUUGAUUGAUUCUAAAUUUUAAUUCGUAGAGAUCUAGGGUUCUGCCCCUGAAGCUCCCAAUCUGAAUAUCUGAACCGCAUUUGUUCCAUUUCGAUACUGCAGUAUCAACUUAAUGCAUUUUUUUAAAGGAGGAAAGAAAAAUAAAACUUAGGAUCAGCGUUGAUCUCUGUGCGCAGUGAUUUCGUUUGUGAAUGAGAGAUACGGUAACAAGAUUGUUUUAGAUUAACAUGGAGGUCGUCACUGAUGCGGCGUCGUUGGACGUCGAAUUGUUGCUGCUCCCAGACUUUCCCGCUUUGGCACUCAAGUCUAACCACAAUUUCAUCGAGAAGCUCUUCGACCAAUGGUUGUCGCUUCCGGAAAGUAAUCGAUUGGUAACGUCGUUACUCAAUGAAGCAAGGUCAGGUGUUCCCUUGAAUGUCCCGGGGAAUUGCUCUAGUCCAAAUGCUACCAGUAAUUCUGCGCCUUCCAUGUUUCCUGCUGGCACUGCUCCGCCUCUUUCACCAAGGACAUCUGGUUCCCCUCGCAUUCUGAAACAAAGAGUUGGCUUUUCCAAUUUCGGUUCCCCUUUGAAAGUAGUCAGUGAGCCAGUUAAAGAAGUGAUACCACAGGUUAGGGCAGUCUGUUCUACUAUCAAAAUGGACGUCCACCUACAAAUGACCUCAAAGAACAGUGCUUGUUUAAAACUGAUCGAGCAUUCCUUCAACAUAUGGAUGGCCUGCAGGUGCAUGCAAUCAAUAAUGCAAAAUCAAUUGGAAGUAAAACUGGGAGAAGAUACUGCACAAGUUCCGAAGUUCAGAUAUUUGGAAUCAAUGAUGGGAAAUCAAAGAGAAUGUCACACACAGAUGCAACUUGGACAUGCAACUUGGACAACUGAAACAACAAAGACAUCAAGGAACGCAUUUGUUGAAUAUUGGAUUAAUGGCAACAUGUUGACAAUGGAUAUAGCUACGGUAAUAUUCAAAAUAUUAAAGCAACCACAGCUGAAUUACAUUACUCAGGAUGAUUUUAAGCCUGUGCUACGUGAGCUUUUAGCAACUCAUCCAGGGCUGGAGUUCCUGCAGAGCACGCCUGAAUUUCAAGAGCGAUAUGCUGAAACUGUAAUAUACAGAAUCUUUUACUACAUCAAUAGAGCUGGAAAUGGUUGUCUCACUUUGAGGGAACUGAAGCGUGGAAACAUAAUUGAUGCAAUGAUGCAUGCUGAUGAAGAAGAAGAUAUCAAUAAGGUUUUGAGGUACUUCUCUUAUGAGCAUUUUUAUGUUAUAUACUGCAAGUUUUGGGAGCUGGAUACAGACCAUGAUUUCCUGAUAGACAAAGAGAAUCUUAUCAGAUAUGGUAACCAUGCGCUUACCUACCGAAUUGUUGAUAGAAUAUUUUGUCAGGUCCCAAGAAAGUUUACCAGUAAAGCUGGGGGAAAGAUGGGAUAUGAAGAUUUUGUUUAUUUCAUACUGGCAGAAGAGGAUAAACCAUCUGAACCAAGUCUUGAGUAUUGGUUCAAGUGCAUAGAUUUGGAUGGAAAUGGAGUUCUGACAAGAAAUGAACUGCAAUUUUUUUAUGAGGAGCAAUUGCAUCGGAUGGAGUGCAUGGCCCAAGAGCCUGUGCUUUUUGAGGACAUAUUAUGUCAGAUAAUUGACAUGAUUAAACCUAAGGAGGAUAGUUUUGUAACUCUGCGUGAUCUGAAAGGUGGUAAACUUUCUGGAAGUGUUUUCAACAUCCUGUUCAAUCUCAACAAGUUCAUGGCCUUUGAAACUCGUGACCCAUUUUUGAUCCGUCAGGAACGUGAGAAUCCAACAUUGACAGAGUGGGACCGAUUUGCUCAUAGAGAAUACAUCAGGCUUUCAAUGGAAGAAGACGUAGAAGAUGUCUCCAACGGAAGUGCAGAAGUCUGGGAUGAAUCACUGGAGGCUCCUUUCUAAAGAUAUUUUAGGUAAGUGUUUUCAAAAUAAUACUUUCUUUUGACUUCUGACCAUGCUACAUGCUUAGAAGUUUGAUUUAUGUUGCUUGAAAAUGAAAUCAGGAACAUGAGGUCUUCGUUCAGUUCAGUGUCUAUUCCCUCUUCUCUCUUUUUUUUAAAUUCUGAAUUUCUCUUAUUUUGGGCAUUGUAUAUAUAUGUAUGUGUGUGUCUGUGUGUGUGUAUUAGCACAGGGAUGAACAGAAAUUAAUGCCCCAUAACUGAUAGACUUGCCAUUAUUCAGAGACACUGGGCUCCGGAUCAGCUUUUAAGUGGGGACUGUGCCAAUUUUGCUUCAACUAGUGGGAAAUUCCGAAGCUAAGAAAAUGUGAUUUUGGUGGGCAAGUUCCAACAAUAUUCUGAUAUGCUGGUAGUGAUAAAACUUUGGGCCAUUAUCAUGGAAGUUUUGUUGCCUUCUGUCGCUAUCCGUGCAAAAUGAGGAUGUUUUCUGAGAAGGUUGAAUCUUAUUAACAUCAGUGAGUAUGUUAUUUGGGGGACCCAAGUUGUUAAGGAACAUAAGUAGCAAUAUUUUCUCACCUUUGGAACUUUUAGUAGUUUGCUUCAGUGAUCGACCCCCUUUUUCCCCAGAUCUGUUGAAGAGUGCAUUUGUCUCAUCAUCUCUGGUUGCCGUCUUUCACUGAAUAUUUUUGUUAGGCGUCGAUUUAACGAGUAAUGCUAGACAAAUAAAAAUGUCACAUUUUUUCUUUUUCUGGAUGAUAAGAUUUAUCUUUCAAGAUGUAUGCAGGAUUAUAUUGAUUCUUCCGUAUACAUAUUAGUUGACUGUUUUUUUC